AAGUUGGCUGAGAGGCCCACCCGUGCGCGGGUGAACGAAUCAUCCCAGUGCAGUGCAUUAAGUUCCGCUGAGGCCACAGCUGAGAGGCGGCUCCCGGGGCGCCUCUCCGCACUCUCUUUCAGUGUUCGUGUCAGCCUGCGAUCGUGACAGCCGGUGCAGCAGCGGCAGCACUAGCAGUGCCGUAGGCCACUGAGGACGCCGGUGCCCGCCGGCCGGCUAUCCUGCCGUGUCAGCUGACCCGACUCUGUACCGAGACAGCGCCGCUGCCCAGCGCCCAGCCGCCGAGCCGCUCCAUUCGCGUGGUGCGCGCGCGGAGAGAGCAGCUCGGCGGAGCGGGGAGAGCAGCUCGGCAGAGCGGGGAGCAGUUCGGCAGAGGAAGGAGAGCAGCUCGGAAGGAGAGGGGUUGAGCGGGUAGAGCGGAGCGGCUGAGCUGCACGGGACAGAGCAGAUCAGGCGUAAAGAUGACCGAAGUCAAAUACAAUAAUGGUCCGGACCAGGUGAUACCGACAGAGCUGCGGUACACACACGAGCUGCGCGGCGCCGUCAAAAUCCGCGUGCCGGAGGACUACACGGCCAACAGCAAACCCAUCAGCGUGCCCACACUGCUGAGGACCACGGCGGAACGAUGGCCAGAGCGGAGCGCUAUGAACGUGAAGCGGAACGGCGUGUGGCAGAGCACCUCGUUCGCCGAGUACCACCAGCAGGUGCGCACCGCCGCCAAGGCCUUCAUCCAGCUCGGACUGCAGCCCUUCGACGGCGUGGCCAUCAUGGGCUUCAACGCGCCCGAGUACUUCGUCGCCAACAUGGCCACCAUCAUGGCUGGCGGCGUGUCGACGGGCAUGUACACGACCUCGUCUCCGGCCACGUGCCAGUUCUACCUGACCAACACAGACAUCUCAGUGGUGGUGGUGGAGAACGACAAGUACCUGCAGCGCAUCCUCGAGGUCAAGGACAACUGCCCAAAGCUGAAGACCAUUGUCCAGUACCUGGGGAAGCCCACCGUCGGCAGCGUCCUCUCGUGGGACGAGUUUAUGGCCCAGGGGGCGCUGUGUGACGACUCGCGCCUGGAGGAGCGGCUGCGCGGAAUCGCCGUCAACCAGUGCUGCUCGGUCAUCUACACGUCGGGUACCGUGGGCCAGCCGAAGGGCGUCAUGAUCAGCCACGACAUCUUCACGUGGACGGCCGAGCACGGCUCGCAGUGCGCCAACUUCCGUGACGCCGAGGACAGCACGGUGUCCUACCUGCCGCUCUGUCACGGCGCCGCGCAGAUCGUGGACGUGUACGCCGCACUGCGGGCCGCCUGUACCAUCUACUUCGCCCAGCCGGACGCGCUCAAGGGCUCCCUGAUCGAGACUCUCCGCGAGGUGCGACCCACGCUCUUCCUCGGCGUGCCGCGCAUCUACGAGAAGAUGUACGAGAAGUUCAGCGGGGCGCUGGCCGCCGGAGGUCUUCAGGUGUCUAUCCUCAACUGGUGCCGCGCCCAGUCAUCCGCCUACUGGAAGGCCAGGGAAAAGGACAUCAACACCCCGGUGCCGUGGAGCCUGACGAUAGCCGACAUGAUGCUGCGCCGGGUCCGUGAGAAGAUCGGCAUGGACCGCAUCCGACACGCGGGCACUUCCGCGGCGCCCAUCUCGCCCGACACGAUGGCCUUCAUCCACAGCCUCAACAUCCCAGUCUUCGAGAUGUACGGUCUGAGUGAGACGUGCGGACCUUCAACCAUCAACAACCACAUGGGCUUCAAGCUGGGCAGCAUCGGGCGGGUGUUCCUGGGCUGCAAGCUCAAGAUCCGAGAACCUGACGAGGAUGGAAAUGGAGAGAUCCUGCACUGGGGCCGGAACAUCUUCAUGGGCUACCUGGGCCGUCCGGACGCCAACAAGGAGACGAUUGACGACGAGGACUGGCUGCGCACCGGAGACGUCGGCAGGGUGGACGAGGACGGCUACGUCAGCAUCACCGGACGCAUCAAGGAGCUGCUGAUCACAGCGGCUGGCAAGAACGUGGCCCCGGUGCCGAUCGAGGACACCAUCAAGUCGGAGCUGCCGGCCCUUAUCAGCAACUGCGUCGUGGUCGGGGACCGGCGCAAGUUCCUGGCAGCCCUCUUCACGUUCAAGGUGGAGAUGGACCCUGAUUCGGGCGCGGCCACCGACAAACUGCUCGACACAGCCCGCAAAUGGCUCGGCGAGAGAGGCGUGAAGGCCACUACCAUCUCAGAAGCACUCAAGGAGCAGGAUAAGUACCGCGAUGACAUCCAGAAGGCUGUCACCGCCGCCAAUAACAAGGCCGAGUCACACGCGUGCUUCGUGCAGAAGUGGCGCCUGCUCGACACCGAAUUCUCCAUCCCCGGCGGGGAGCUGGGGCCCACGCUCAAAAUGCGCCGCAAAGUCAUCAUGGAGAAGUACGGCAAGAUUGUGGAAGAGAUCUACAGCGGCUGAGCCACGAAUGAGCCGGGGAUGAGCCGAGAAAUACACAGUGAUUUGCCAAGAUUGAGUUGGGGAUGAGCUGUGUUCGCGACGGCUAGGCAUGGAGUUCGCGGGGCUAGCUCAGUGAGUGUUGAGUGUGUCGUGCAGCAUGAGCCUGAGUGACGUGUUGGGUGAGCUGGUGAUCCUGUCGAGACUGGAAGCUCAGGGCCAAGAGUGACUGAGCUCAGACAGAGCAAAGUUUGAGAACAUUGUGGGUGACGAAUGAGGUUGGCUGUGGCCGAGUCUGUGUUGUGGCCGAGCGUGUGGAGAGUGUGGGACAAGAGACGGGGUGAGCGUGUUCUGAAUGUGAGCGCCAUCUGUACUGGGCGCCAGGCGAGAGUCGACAUAGGAAUGAGAACAAGUUGAAGUGCUAGAAAGGGGCUCAAGAGGCAUAUCAUUCCAUUUGAUAUGGUAGGAUGACGUGGGUAAAAAUGAUAUUGUUUGAUGAGUCAUGACAGUGGUUCGGCUGAGCUGUUAUGAGUUUACAAAAUCAUGUUGACGUAGGCACUAGUCACUAUAUAUACAGCUGCACACAUUGUGUCUGAAGAAGCUUAACUUUAUCGUACUUUUUUAGCUCAAUUUUGACUAGCACUUUCAGAAUGUGGUUGUUGUGUGUGCUGUGUGGGGCUUCGAUCGAAUCGUUGUGCUGCUCUGAAUCGAUUUGAUGACAGAGACAAGUGCCAAAGGGGCGAGCUCCGCAAUUGUUGAAAAACGCUUACAAUAGUGUUGAGUCGAAUAGAGGGGUGCGUCGUUUAUUCAUUAUGAAUGUCGUGCAAUGAAUGCAGCUCAGGCAUAUUUCGGCACGUAGGUACAUGCAAGCGAUGGCUGUGCCUGACUAAAUUUUGACAACUAGUGCCCGCCUGGCUCGAGAUGCUUAUGCGACGUGGGAAAACUCUUACAUUGCAAUGCAAAGCAUUGUUGAGAUUUGUACAUGAAUGUCGACACAUGCACCUGCCUUAGAUCAGUUGUCGCUGACUCAUACAUGGGUACAAAUGGGUAGGUAUGACAAUUGACAGGUACAUGGGUAAACGGAAUGAAGAAAUAGCGCCGCUGGAACGAAAGUAUCAAGAGGCGUAAGGACAACUUUUCUGUGGAGCUGAGUGUCGAUGUGAAAUGCGGCCGAAUUUCACAGCAAUGUGUUCCCAAAUGUGCCUUAGAUGUUAUAUUAUGGAAGCGACUGUUGGGUUCAGAGAAUAUACGACUUAAACGUAUUA
Amphibalanus amphitrite is the source of this 3673-nucleotide messenger RNA. RefSeq names its product long-chain-fatty-acid--CoA ligase ACSBG2-like. The record is from RefSeq and is a predicted model, not a curated record. The transcript has 14 exons. Gene Ontology annotation, molecular function: long-chain fatty acid-CoA ligase activity. NCBI's taxonomy places the organism in Eukaryota, Metazoa, Arthropoda, Thecostraca, Balanomorpha, Balanidae. The coding region runs from base 462 to 2432 and encodes 656 amino acids. Gene Ontology annotation, cellular component: membrane; endoplasmic reticulum.